CUCUCUCUCUUCGCGUCUUUUUCUUAUUAGACCUAAAAUCAGCUUCCAAAAUCGCCAUUGAAGAAGCUCUUAAAUUCUUUGCUCUCAGGUGAUUUUGAGUAGGUUGUAGAGAGUGGGAAAUGGCAGGGAGUUCAAUUGAGGAGUCUGGUGUUGGCAGGUCACUAGAAGGAAUGUCAAAUGGGGAAGCUUUGGCGGAAUGGCGGUCUUCUGAGCAGGUGGAGAAUGGAAUUACUUCGACAUCACCCCCUUACUGGGACACCGAUGAUGACCAUUAUUGUGGACCGAAACCUUCUGAGUUAUAUGGGAAGUAUACAUGGAAGAUAGACAAGUUUUCACAGAUUAACAAGAGAGAACUUCGUAGUAAUGCUUUUGAGGUUGGCAGCUACAAAUGGUACAUCUUGAUUUACCCCCAAGGUUGUGAUGUUUGCAAUCAUUUAUCUUUAUUUCUUUGUGUUGCCAAUCAUGACAAGCUUCUUCCAGGUUGGAGUCAUUUUGCACAGUUCACAAUAGCUGUCGUGAACAAGGACCCUAAGAAAUCAAAAUAUUCUGAUACAUUACAUCGCUUUUGGAAGAAAGAGCAUGACUGGGGAUGGAAAAAGUUCAUGGAGUUAUCAAAAGUUUUAGAUGGGUUUGUUGAUGCUGACACCCUUAUAAUAAAAGCUCAAGUCCAAGUUAUCAGGGAGAGAGUAGACCGGCCUUUCCGAUGCCUUGACUGUCAAUAUAGGAGAGAACUUGUUAGGGUAUAUUUGUCGAAUGUAGAGCAAAUAUGUCGCCGUUUUGUGGAAGAGAGGAGAGGAAGGCUUGGAAAGUUAAUAGAAGAUAAAGUUAGAUGGUCAAGCUUCUGUACCUUCUGGUUAGGAAUUGAUCAAACGGCCAGGCGCUGCAUGUCAAGGGAGAAGUCGGAUUCAAUACUUAAAGUCGCUGUGAAGCACUUUUUUAUAGAAAAGGAAGUUACAUCUACUUUGGUGAUGGAUUCCUUAUACAGUGGACUGAAGGCCCUCGAAGGUCAGACCAAUAACGAGAAAGCAAAGGGAAAAUGCUUGGAUGCUGAAGAACUACCAAUACCUAUAGUCAGGGUAGAGAAAGACACAUUUAUUCUGGUUGAUGAUGUAUUAUUAUUGCUCGAGAGGGCCGCUUUGGAACCGUUGCCCCCGAAGGAUGAAAAAGGCCCUCAGAACCGUACCAAGGAUGGUGGCUCAGGGGAGGAUUUCAGCAAGGACUUCAUUGAACGUGAUGAAAGGCGUCUUACUGAACUGGGACGUAGAACCAUUGAGAUAUUUGUCCUGGUGCAUAUAUUCAGCAGUAAAAUAGAAGUUGCAUACCAGGAGGCUGUUGCUUUGAAAAGGCAAGAGGAGCUCAUACGUGAAGAAGAGGCAGCAUGGAUGACUGGGAUUGAACAGAAAACAAAACGUGGUGCAUCCGAAAAGGAAAAGAGAGCAAAGAAAAAGCAGGUGAAGCAGAAAAGAAAUAAUCGCAGGCAAAAGGAUAAAGGAAGGGAGGAAAAACCUGGUACUGUAGUAGAAGACAAAGUUGAACAACAGAACCCAAUUGAUGGAAGAAAAGGCUUCCUCAUUGAGGAUGCAGAGUUGUUGCUUGAAAAAUCUGAUACAUUUGAGGAUGUUUCAGAUGUUUCAGAUUCAAUCAAUUGUGUUCCUGAGGCACUUGUACAGCCUGAGUCGGACGAUAGGGAUUCAAAUCCUGACACUUGGGAAGGUCAGCCACCCACAGAAGGUGAUACUAAUGGGGUUACAGGUGUGCACAAUGGAGGAAGGAAGAGUUCAUCAAUGAUGGAGGAUAGUUCAUCGACGUGUUCAACUGAUUCACUCCCAUCAGCGGUGGUGAAUCAGCCUUACAAAUGGAAUUCACCUCAAAAUCAGAAAAGUCCUCUAUUUUGCAGAGGCAAAGGAAAGAGUAGUGGUGAAGUGACUGGACAGACCGAUGAUAUGCACAGACAGCCACCUUAUGUCAUGUCUGAGCCAGCACAUUCAUAUGUAGCUGGAAAAUGCUGCAAGGUGGAUGAAGCGGAUACUGAUGUGUCUGUACUCACUUUGUGGGAUCGCGUAAAGUGGCUAGAACAGCAUAAGGAAGUUUUGUUGCAAAAAGAACCAAGUGUCAAGGCUGAAGUUGAUCCUGAAGUUUUAAAUGAAAACACAGCUAUUAUACCUUCUUCUCCCAGAAGCCCUCCAAAAACUUCCCUACCUGCUGUUCGCCAGAACACCGACCUGAAGAAAAUCACAGGUUCUGAUCCUGCUAUUGCCAGAAGACCACCUUCAGACAAAACCAUCAACAUCGAUAAAGCAAAUUCAGCUGAAAGUUUGGUCUCAUCUAGACCUCAUGCUCAUAAAAUUGGGUCCCAAAAACCAACCGAAAAAGCCAUAAAUGGUCAAGUGACCUUGAUUACUGAUAAGCCUGUUGUUCACCAAGUGUCAAGGACCAUCGAAAAGUCUCCUGCCCAGCAAGUGUCUGUUUCAGUAGAGAAGCCUUUGAGUCAGACAGUGCCUACCAUGUUGAGGCCCUUGAGUGCUCCUCUGGUUCCAGGGCCCAGACCUACUGCUACCACCCCUAUUGUCUCGACUGUCCAAGCAGCACCGUUUCUACCCCGUUCAGUGAGUGCAGCAGGACGAUUGGGUCCUGAUGUAUCACCUGCGACCCAGAGUCUUGUUCCUCAGUCAUACCGAAAUGCCAUGAUGGGGAUUGGAACUUCAUCGACUUUCAGUCAACCCCAUUCUCCAAAUUUGACGGUAAAUCCAUCUCACUCGUAUUCACAGCCAUCUCAUCCUCCUAUGAUAUCAGCACCCAUGUUUCUACCUCAGAGCUCUGAAAGGGUAGAUUCAGCCAGACCUAGGCUCUCUUUUGGAGUGGUGAAUCAUGACGUCGUGCAAAAUGGAUCCCAGUGGAUGGAAUCCCUUCAUACGGGUAUUAAUAACGGUAGGGGCUUACACAAUGAUCCUUGUUUGCUUAAUGACAUUCAAAACCUUGACUUGCACAAGUCUGCACACCGCAGAUCCCAGGAUCAGUUUUAUAAUGAGUUUCCUGCUGGUGGGCGUCAUGGUCAUGGUAUUUUGGCUGAUGAAUUCCCUCAUCUUGAUAUCAUCAAUGAUUUACUGGAUGAUGAGUAUGGUAUGGCGAGCACAACACAGGUUAGGCCAUUGUUUCAAAGUUUGAGCAACGGAGCGCACCAUCACCAUUUAAGUCGUCAGUUAACUUACCCUGGUCCUGGUGGCAUAGUUGAUCAGAGUUGGUGCACAAGCUCAUGUAGGUUUGAAAGAAGUAGGCAUGAUGAAUUCCAACAUAGUUAUGGUGGUGGGGUUCAGUUUGAACAAGUAGCUAAUAACUUACAGCAGCAGCCGCAGCCUUAUAUGAUUGAUGGAAUGAUUCAGAACCAAUGGCAGAUGGAGAUGGAGAUGGAAAUGGAGAUGAGUGGUUGUGAUGUUUCCUAUCCCAGUAUGAGCUUGAGGAACAUGGAUAAUGAUGGGUAUCAGUACUCUAACCUGAUGAUGGGUGUGAAUGGUUAUAAUACUCUAUACCAUCCUUCUUCUAAUGGACAGUAAAUGGAAUAGGAAUAGGAAUAGGAAUAGGAAUAGGAAUAGGAACAGGAACAGGAAUAGGAAUGAAUAAAAAGAAAUAUUUGUUGGGUUUUGGGUUGGAUAUGGAUAUGGAUAUGCAGGGAGGUUGUAAGAAAACAUUUUGUAAAGAGUGAUUCUGUUCUUUCUGUCUA
Molecule: messenger RNA, 3718 nt
Organism: Cynara cardunculus var. scolymus (artichoke)
Lineage: Eukaryota; Viridiplantae; Streptophyta; Magnoliopsida; Asterales; Asteraceae
Product: TNF receptor-associated factor homolog 1b-like
Exons: 13
Coding region: 120-3551 (1143 amino acids)
Molecular function (GO): protein binding
Source: RefSeq, a predicted model, not a curated record